UAAAUUGCCUGUCGAGUGAGUGACUUUUUAAAUACUCCAAGAUAAAUUAACAUUUUCAAUAAAAUAAUUUAAUUAAUUAAUAAAAAGGACCGUGUGGUAGUAGAAUAAAUAAAACGAUACUCGUAGUAAACUAGCUGAUUAGAGACCCAGCCCUUCGCUUGUUAUUAUUAUACUCCCACUUUGAAAUGAAUGUGAACCAUACAGGGGCGUAGCUAGGAUUGAAGGUUGGGCUGGGCCGGUACAAAGAAUUUUUCAGAUAAUUUUUUUCACAUAAAUUUUUAGACUAAAAAUACAAAGGAUUUUCAAAUUUGGGGCGGGCCGUGGCCCGGUUGGCCACCCCUCUAGCCCCGUCCCUGGAACCAUACAAAUUGUCCCAAAAAAGGAAAGUGAGAAGAAUUUUUGGGACAACUCAAAUAGAAAAGUGGGAAGAAUUUUAUGGAAUGGAGGUAGUAUUAAUUAAUAAAUUAAGAUGGAGAGAGAGAGGGUAAUUAAGGGGUCCAGUAAAGAAAUUCUCUAAUCUGUAUUUUAGUUACUUUUAUUUGAGACUUCCAAUACUAAGAUCGAUCUCUCACAAGGAAGCUAGAACCGGACAUCCUUUGAGCUAGCUGCUAUAAUUCAUAUAUGAGUUAAAUUGCGAUCCAUAAUCAAGAAGAUUACUAGCGAGAUGAUGAUGUGUGAUUAUUCAGGAGCAGCAGUCCAGGUGCCGGCGUUGAAGGCGGAGGAUCAAUCUGCCUUGAUGCGAUAUCAUGAGAAUGGGCGAAUGACGCAGCCCUGGAUUUAUGUUAAGGUGGAGAAGGGAGGGCAGUUUCCUAAAGAUUUAGGCGAGUGUACGGUAGAGGUGAAGAUGGGGGUCAACCCCGCAGUCUGCGCGGCGGGCGGCAAACUUGCCGGUGGCAGAGAUGCGGCGGUGCUGGUAAAGUUUCUCGACGGAAUAGCCGACAGGAUAUUCGCGGUGAAGUUGGCAUCAGUUAAAGACAAAAAGCUCGGGGGUUCACUGGUUCUGGACUACCAGUGGUCGGGUAUCAUCCGCUUGCAACGCGGUGAAACGGAGGCGCCGGCUCCGUACGGCAUCACCGUUAACGGCGCCAGAGUUGAGUUGAUGAUUUCCGUGUGGUUAUCAUUUCACGAAUGGGACGGAGCCGUUGAAGCCCCCUUACCAGGUUCCCCCGCCGGCGCCGUCAUCCGCUCACACCCUUCCUACACCUACGCGCGACCAAAGCUGGCCUACUGCCUGGUGGUGCUUCUACGGCUCGAGCCAUCCAAAUCCUGUAAAGCCCCUCUCCAGGACGGUGCUUCCUACUACGUGCAUGGCCAGAUGGGAGGACACCAGCAGUGGACUCGGCCGUUGCCUCAACCUAGCCCAUAUAAUCAUAUUGAUGCCACACCGCCCAACUGCCAUGCCUUUGGCCGCACGCGUCUCUGGUUCCCCGUGGAUCCCUCCGACCGCGAAAGCCUCACCUUCACAGUCGUGGUCCGUCCUCCUCCGGUGGGUGCCACCAAGGAGCCGCCGUGCACUGUGCUCGGGAGUGUCGUCGUCCCCAUGGACGACAAAGGCCCGAAACUUAAAGAUGGCCAAAAACAGCACGAUGGGAGAUUCAUGCUCGUGAAAUCGGGCGACAAGGACGAACUAGGGCUUAUACUACACGCAGCGGUGUGCAUAGACAAAGGCUACCACGUCUUUGAUGACCUGGAUUCUUACACCAGCGAUCGCUCCCCCACCUCAACUGCGUCUGCACUAGGUAUAGCACAGCUACAUGUCAGCAUCGAACGUGUGGAGGCCCUCGUUCCCAUCAAAAAGCGAAAAGAUGUCUGGACGACGGACCCGUACUGCGUCGCCAAGUACGGGGACAAGUGGUGCACGACACGCACUGCACCCGCCAAAUUUGGUGCUUCUGCCGACCCCAUGUUCAAACACAUGUGCAAAUGGAAGGAGAACAAAUUGGAGGUCUACGACCCGAGCAUAUCAGUUCUCACACACGCCGCCUUUGGAGAGAAGUUCACAUGGGAGGUCCACGACCCGAACACAGUUCUCACCAUCGGUGUGUUUGACAACAGCAACAUGGUGGCAGUGGAGGGGAAGAAGGACGAGGAGGAGGGGAAGAAGAAGAAGGUGGAGGACAAGAACAUCGGUAAGGUUAAGGUUCCCAUCUCCACCCUGCUAAUGUACACGAGGUACGAAACAGUGUAUCCCUUGUUCGCCGUGCAUCCCGAGCUGGGCCCGCAGGUCAGGAUGAUGGGCAUGCUGCACGUGACGAUUGAGCUCGUUCCUCGAAGCUUGGGGAGCUUUUUCGUCAGUUACUUUACCCCUCCUCUCCCGAGCGCGCACUACCUGCAAGGUGUCCCGCCGCUCGAGAUGAUGCCGGAGAUCCGGAGAAGCGCCGUGGCCUUGGAGGUCAAGAAGCUAGCAACAUGUGACCCGCCUAUCGGGGGCAAUGUCGUGAGAUACAUGACCACACCAGAGCAGGGCUUUAGCAGGCGAGUGUUACUCACGAACAUAGCACGCCUCUACUCCGCCUGCGGUUUACGUGCACUACUCCAACUUCUCGGGCUCGUCCUCAGCAGGAGGAACCAGAUGACGUCAGUGCUCGUUUCUGUGCUCCUUACCCUCCUCCUCUUAUGCCCAUUCCUCAUCAUCCCUCUCAUCCUCUCCACCUCUAUCUAUGUGGGACUUGUUAAUCUCGCAGCAUGGGCGAGCUGGAGCUCCACCAAACCCAGCUUCACUCACCCACCUUACCUCCUCGAACUAGUUUCAUUCCAGACGACGCACCCGGACCAUCUUGACGAGGAAGCGGACACGCACCCGACGAGCAGGAAGCCAGAGGUGGUGAAGAGGAGAUACGACGAGCUGAGGCUUCUGGCUGCACAAUUCCAGAACUUUUUGGGCGACCUUGCAAAUCUGGCGGAAAGGAUUCAGAAUAU
Molecule: messenger RNA, 2919 nt
Organism: Cuscuta epithymum
Lineage: Eukaryota; Viridiplantae; Streptophyta; Magnoliopsida; Solanales; Convolvulaceae
Source: the annotation of a GenBank genome assembly